Messenger RNA from Rhea pennata, 3014 nucleotides. It is a transcript of the gene SLCO5A1, whose product is annotated as solute carrier organic anion transporter family member 5A1. The record is from RefSeq and is a predicted model, not a curated record. Bases 1 to 2559 code for a protein of 852 amino acids. Gene Ontology annotation, cellular component: plasma membrane. NCBI's taxonomy places the organism in Eukaryota, Metazoa, Chordata, Aves, Rheiformes, Rheidae. Gene Ontology annotation, molecular function: protein binding. Gene Ontology annotation, biological process: sodium-independent organic anion transport; transmembrane transport. The transcript has 9 exons.
AUGGCGACGCCGGGCAGCGCGGCGCAGCAGCGGCCCGGCGCGGAGCGGCCGCCGGCCCCGGCCCCGGCCCCGGCCGCGGCGGCGGGGGGCCGCGCCGAGGCGCCGCGGUGCCGCAGCCUGCCGGUGCUCGACGGGGCGGCGCCGCGGGGCCGCGGGGCGGCGCUCGGCUCCCCCCUGACGGCCGGGGCCGGCGGCGGCCGCUGCCCGCCCAGCGCCGCCGCGGAGCCGGCUCCCGCCGCCGCCCGGGCCGCCCUGGCCCUGCGCGGCCCCGGCUUCCCGGCGGCGGGGAGCUGCCGCCCCUCGAGGACGGGCCGCGGGGGUGCCCCGCCGCUGGGGCUGCCCGGCAGAGCGUGCCUCAGGGCCGCGCUGGCCGACUCGCGCUUCUUCUUGGUGUGCAUGUGCUUCCUGACCUUCAUCCAGUCCCUCAUGGUCUCCGGCUACCUGAGCAGCGUCAUCACCACCAUCGAGAGGAGAUACAGCCUGAAGAGCUCGGAGUCGGGGCUGCUGGUCAGCUGUUUCGACAUCGGGAGCCUCGUGGUGGUGGUGUUCAUCAGUUACUUCGGGGGGCGCGGACGGAGGCCGCUCUGGCUGGCCGUCGGUGGGUUUUUCAUUGCGCUGGGGGCUGCGCUUUUCUCGUUACCUCAUUUCAUCUCUCCGCCGUACCAGAUCCAGGAACUGAACUCCUCCGUCAGUAACGAGGGCUUGUGUAUGACUGGCAAUAACACCGUCAAAGAGCCGCUGGAUUCGCCGGCCUGUGUCAAGGACUCUGGCGGAAACGAUCACUCCCUCUAUGUAGCUUUAUUCAUUUGUGCCCAAAUCCUCAUUGGCAUGGGCUCGACACCCAUCUAUACCUUGGGACCAACCUACUUAGAUGACAAUGUCAAGAAAGAAAACGCCUCGCUUUACCUAGCCAUCAUGUAUGUAAUGGGAGCACUCGGUCCAGCAGCUGGGUACUUACUAGGAGGAGUUCUUAUUGGUUUCUAUGUUGAUCCUAGGACAACCAUUUAUAUUGACCAGAGUGAUCCUCGAUUCAUUGGAAACUGGUGGAGCGGAUUUCUCCUUUGUGCCAUUGCAAUGCUCCUUGUGAUAUUUCCAAUGUUUACCUUCCCGAAAAAGCUCCCUCCUCGGCAUAAAAAAAAGAAAAAGAAAAAGAAGAUGAACUCUGAUGAUGUUUCAAGUGAGGAUGAAGUCAUGAAAGAGAAAACAAAUAGCAAAAUACAAGCAGACAGUGCUGUUCCUACCUCUAUGGGAUUUGGAAAGAAUGUUAAAGAGCUUCCAAGAGCAGCUGUCAGGAUCUUAAGCAACAUGACAUUCCUUUUUGUGAGUUUGUCAUACACAGCUGAGAGUGCCAUUGUUACAGCUUUUAUUACCUUCAUUCCCAAGUUCAUCGAGUCACAGUUUGGCAUCCCAGCUUCCAAUGCCAGCAUCUACACUGGUGUGAUUAUUGUCCCCAGUGCUGGUGUCGGUAUUGUCCUAGGCGGCUACAUUAUAAAAAAGCUGAAACUUGGUGCGAGAGAGUCUGCGAAGUUGGCUAUGAUCUGCAGUGGUGUGUCUUUGCUGUGCUUUUCAACUCUCUUCAUUGUUGGAUGUGAAAGCAUUAAUCUAGGGGGGAUAAAUAUACCUUACACAACUGGUCCCACUCUUGCCAUGGCCCACAGGAAUCUGACUGGGAGCUGUAACGUUAACUGUGGAUGCAAGAUUCAUGAGUACGAGCCUGUCUGUGGAUCAGAUGGAAUAACGUAUUUUAAUCCUUGCCUAGCGGGCUGCAUCAAUGGUGGAAACCACAGCACAGGGGUAAGGAAUUAUACGGAAUGUGCCUGUGUCCAAAGUCGCCAAGUUAUUACUCCACCAACAGUGGGCCAACGCAGUCAGCUUAGACUGGUCAUUGUCAAAACCUACCUGAAUGAAAAUGGCUAUGCUGUGUCUGGGAAGUGUGAUCGAACCUGCAAUACCCUCAUCCCAUUCCUAAUAUUUCUUUUCAUAGUUACCCUUAUAACAGCAUGUGCCCAGCCAUCAGCAAUCAUAGUGACACUCAGGUCUGUGGAAGAUGGGGAACGGCCCUUUGCACUAGGAAUGCAGUUUGUGUUAUUACGAACUCUUGCUUACAUUCCCACUCCAAUUUAUUUUGGGGCUGUUAUUGAUACCACAUGCAUGCUUUGGCAACAGGACUGUGGCGUACAAGGAUCUUGUUGGGAAUACGAUGUCACCUCGUUUCGUUUUGUCUACUUUGGAUUGGCAGCUGGUCUCAAGUUUGUAGGAUUCUUCUUUAUUUUUUUGGCCUGGUACUCCAUUAAGUGUAAAGAAGAACAACUGCAGAGACAGAGGUGGAGGGCUUCGCUGGUGAACACUGUGAGUGAGAUGGUAGGCCAAGCUGGACCUCAGCAAAACUAUGCACGGACUAGAUCCUGCCCUACCUUCAGUUGUCGAGGAGAACAGUGUGGAGACAUCAGUAUGGCACAAGGAAUGAAUUGCAUAGCACAGACAUACCCUGGCCCUUUUUCAGAAGCAAUAAAUUCCUCAAAUGAAAAUGCAUUGGAAGAAGUCACUGCUGAGAUAUAGACCCCUGGCUUGGUAAUGUAAUAUUUAGUUUUGUUGGUUGACUUAAAUACGGCGCCUUGUGAAACACCUGUGCCUUCUAUUUUUAAUCUAAAUGUAACACAUGAUUAAACCAACAAAGCUUAAUGCAAACAACCAUAGUACAUUUCUGAGGGCUGGAUACCUCAAAUCAACCCAAGUUGUUAUUUCUCCCUGUAAUAAUUUCAGGUGUGUCCAUUAAAUGUCCAUGCUCUGAUCUAAUAUCAAUGUAAGGGUGAGGUACUAUGAACAGCAAAAGUCAGUGGAAGAAUGAAAAAAAACUCAUAUCAUUGAUGUCUAGACUUCACAAAAAUUCCUAAAUGUAUCAUAACUUCACAUCCACAAAUCAUAUUUUUAAGAGAUGAGAAACUACUGUGAGUUCUGCUACAAAGCACAACUGAACUUUUUUAAACUAUGCAACUUACUUGGAUAAUUGUAUG